UUCAACCUCCUCUGUCCGUCUCUGUUGUUGUUGUUGUGUCGGUGACGCGGCAAGUCUAGCCGGCCGAACGGCAAAUGAGUCAGCAUCAAUAAUCUGCCAAUUUUGCAUGUGGAGAUUAAUAUAGAUCUCCCAGCAACACAAUUGCAUAUCGAUAAGCUCCAAUAAAGCAAAAAAUGGCGGUUCCUGCAGCCCCAAACCUGCAGCUGAACACGGCGAGACAAAGCAGCCCAGUGAGCUCUACGGAAAACGACAUCCACAUCGACGAAAGAGAGCUGGAGAACAUCACCAACCACGUCGAGGAUGGCACCUCAUUGCCGCUACACUCGCCCUGGACCUUCUGGCUCGAUCGGUCAUUACCAGGUACAACGGCAGCAGAGUGUGAAUCAAAUCUGAAAAAGAUAUAUACCGUCCACACUGUACAGAGUUUUUGGAGUGUGUACAACAACAUCCCUCCUGUGUCCUGCCUCCCUCUGAGGUGUAGCUACCACUUAAUGCGAGGAGAAAGAAGACCACUAUGGGAGGAGGAAAGCAAUGCAAAGGGAGGUGUUUGGAAAAUGAAAGUGCCAAAGGAGAGCACAUUAGCUGUCUGGAAAGAACUGCUAUUGGCUACUAUUGGUGAACAGUUCACAGAUUAUUGUGCAUCAGAGGAUGAAGUGGUUGGAGUAAGUGUCAGUGUGAGAGAGCGGGAAGGUGUUCAGGUCUGGAAUGGAAACGCCUCUUUUGCCAAUGAGGCAAACGUUUAGGAAGAAUCUACGAAACUUCUUCCACAGAUAUCUUUUAAAGCAGUAUUUUAUAAACCACACGAGGAGCACCAUGCAUUUGAAGGUGGUCGCUCAAGACAUUAG
Danio aesculapii is the source of this 845-nucleotide messenger RNA. RefSeq names its product eukaryotic translation initiation factor 4E family member 3 (gene eif4e3). NCBI's taxonomy places the organism in Eukaryota, Metazoa, Chordata, Actinopteri, Cypriniformes, Danionidae. Gene Ontology annotation, cellular component: eukaryotic translation initiation factor 4F complex. The record is from RefSeq and is a predicted model, not a curated record. Gene Ontology annotation, molecular function: RNA 7-methylguanosine cap binding; translation initiation factor activity. Gene Ontology annotation, biological process: translational initiation.